CUUCAAACUCACACACCGGAUUCAUCUACGCUUGGAUUACACAUUAAAAGACAAACAUGAAGAAGAGUUGCAUUUCUCAGUUUUUGAUGCUCUGUUUAUAUCUUGCUUUACACCCCUCCAUUCAAACAGACACCAGUUCCUUCCUUAUGUACAAUGAGGACCACAACAAAUGUGUGAAUGUGGUUAGUGCUAAUGAGGUGCAGACGGCUCCAUGCGACGUCUCUUCUGUAGCUCAGCAUUUCCGAUGGGUUUCCACUUCAAGUAUUAUCAGCAUCUCUCUGAAACUCUGCUUGGGUGCCCAGAACAUCAAAGACUGGGUGAAGAUUCUCCUGCUGCCCUGCAAAGAACAAAGUCCCCUACAGACCUGGGAAUGUAAAAACGAGACGCUGUUUGGCUUAAAGGGACAGCCGCUGCAUCUAAACUAUGGCAAUCGAAACGAGAAAAAUAUGAUGUUGUAUAAGGGAUCUGGUUCCUGGAGCCGCUGGCAGAUUUACGGGACCAAAGAAGAUCUGUGCUCUCGCGGAUAUCAAGAGAUAUAUACUAUAGGUGGUAAUUCAUUUGGGAAACCAUGCCACUUUCCUUUUAAAUUUGAGGAAAAGUGGUAUGCCGAGUGCAUCGUGGAGGGCCGAUCAGAUGGCCAACUGUGGUGUGCUACAGAAACAGACUACAGCACAGAUAAGAAGUGGGGCUUCUGUCCAACUAAAUCCAGCUCAGGUUGGGACAGCGAUCCAAUAACCGGUGUGUUGUAUCAGAGGAACACACAGUCAGUGCUCACCUGGCAUCAGGCUCGAAUCAGCUGCCAGCAGCAGGAUGCGGAUCUUCUCAGCAUAGCAGAAGUGCAUGAGCAGACUUAUAUAUCAGGCUUGACAAAUAUCUUGGGCACGUCAUUAUGGACUGGACUCAACAGUCUUGAUUUUGAGAGUGGCUGGCAGUGGAGUAAUGGAAACCCAUUCAGAUAUCUCAACUGGGCUCCUGGUCACCCCUCACUGGAGCCGGGCCUGAACUGUGCAGCGUUAAACGCUGGUAAAGCGUCUAAGUGGGAGAGUAUGGCAUGUAGUAAGAAACUUGGCUACAUCUGUCGCAAGGGUAAUUCUACAGAUGUAACUCCUCCAGCAGGUAAGGAUCAGCCGAGCUUCUGUCCAGCGGCGUGGGUUCCAUACGCGGGCCACUGUUAUUAUCUGCAGCGCACUAAGAAGAUGUGGAGCGCUGCGUUAGUGGCCUGUCAUAAAGAAGGAGGAGAUCUGGUCAGCAUACACAACAUAGAGGAGCACAGCUUCAUCAUAUCACAGAGCGGAUACUUGCCCACCGAUGAACUCUGGAUAGGCCUGAAUGAUCAGAAGAUUCAGAACCUGUUUGAGUGGACAGACCGAUCACAUGUCACCUUCACUAAGUGGCUAGUUGGGGAACCAUCGCACGCCACAAACCGCAUGGAAGACUGCGUUCUCAUCAAAGGAAAGGAGGGAAAGUGGGCAGAUUACACAUGUGAGUCGGAGCUUGGCUACAUCUGUAAGAAGAAAGCGUCCAGCAGACCUGAGGGUGCUCCGGAGGUGAUCAGUCCUGGAUGCCAAGCUGGUUGGAUUAGGUAUGGCUCAUGCUGUUAUAAUAUUGCCAUGGAAAGCAAGACAUUUAAUGAGGCCAAACAAAUAUGUCAGCAGACUGGAGCUAACCUGGUUAACGUUGCCAACAGGUAUGAGAAUGCUUUUCUCAUUAGCCUUGUUGGUCUCCGGCCUGAGAAAUACUUCUGGAUUGGUUUGUCAAACACUGAACGAGCUGACCGCUUUCAGUGGAGCAACGGCGAUAAAGUCAAAUUCACACACUUUAAUGUCGGGUUGCCAGAUAAGCACCAGGGUUGUGUUGCCAUGUUAACAGGGAUGUCAGCUGGAUUAUGGGAUGUACUGGCCUGUAAAAGUAACCAGAAGUACAUCUGCAAAAAAAUGGCUGCAGGUGUUACAACCACCCGAGAGCCACCGACGACUCAACCGCUCAGCUGCCCAGUUGGAUGGAUUAAAAAAGAUCCACACAAUUGCAUUCAGAUAUACCAGAAGCAAAAGGACAAGAAAAAGACUUGGUCUGAAGCUCGUAAUUUUUGCCAAGUCAUUGGUGGCGACUUAGUGAGCUUUCACUCUCAAGAAGAAAUCGAAACUAUACCGUAUAUGAGUGGGGACACAGCGUGGAUAGGCUUCACUUCCCUGGACAGUAAUUCUGGAUUUGUUUGGUCUGAUGAAACCCCUUCUGAUUUUGAUAACUGGUCUUUCGGGGAACCGAACAACCACAACGAUCAGGAGCACUGUGGCGAAACCGGCUUUUAUUACGGCCGCAAGUGGAACGACAGGGAUUGUGAAUCCUAUAAUGACUGGAUCUGCCAGAUAUCAAUAGGCACAACUCCAAAAUCCACACCGCCUACUUUAACUGAGGUGGAAUAUAACAAGACUGCUGAUGGCUGGAUCCUGUUCAAUAAUAGUCAGUACUUCGUUAAUAACGACCUCUUGCCGAUGGAAGAAGCUCGCGCGUUCUGCAAGAAGAGCAAUGCCGAUCUUGUCGUCAUUACUAGCCAAACCGAGAGGAAGUUUGUAUGGAAGCAGAUUUCUAGAGGAUCAGAAAAUCAGUACUUCAUUGGCAUGACUGUGGGGUUGGACAAAUCAUUUUUUUGGGUGGAUGGUUCACCGGUCGUAUACACUUCAUGGGAUCAAAAUGAACCAAAUUUCGCCAACAAUGAUGAGAACUGUGUGUCUAUUUACAAGAAUAUGGGAUUCUGGAAUGAUAUCAACUGUGGUGUGCCUUUACCCUCGAUCUGUAAAAGAAGUUCUGACGUAGUCAAUGCCACCAUGAUCCCCUCCACUGCGUCACCAGGAGGUUGUGCGCCUGAUUGGACAAGAUUCAAUGGCAGAUGCUACAUUUUUAUUGACAAAAAGAUGACCUGGCAUGAUGCCCGGGACCACUGCAAAUCACACGGAGGAAACAUGGUGUCCAUUCUGAGUCAUGGAGAGCAAGCAUUUCUCACUACUGCAAUGCUUCGAUCAUCGGAUGAUGUGUGGAUUGGUUUUAAUGAUGUAAACUGGGAGAUGCGUUUCUUGUGGACUGAUGGUAGAGGUGUCAGCUUCACGAACUGGGCCAAAGGUCAGCCUGUAUCAAUGCCAGAUCAUUCCUCCAGGGCAUUUGGCUACUUUGACACAGAGUCAGAUAUUUGGGACCCUAUGUUGGGACGUGACCAUUUCAUAUUACCAGUAGAACAGUAUGACUGUGUCGUUAUGGUGAGAAGCCCUAACAAGAUGACGGGUUUGUGGAAAGUUGAGAACUGUGGAGAUCAGAAAGGAUUCAUCUGCAAGAGGAAAACAGAUGCUCAGCUCCCUAGUCUGGUGACUACUGCAAUGCCUCAAAAGUUCUUCUCUAUGGGCAACGAUUCAUACAAGGUGCAGAUGGAGAAAAUGAGCUGGGAUGAAGCCAGGAGACAGUGUAAAGCAGAUGAUGCUGAUCUAUCUAGUGUGCUGGACUCCAUCAGUCAGGCGUACACCGUCCUCAGAGUCAGCAAACUCAAAGAACCGCUGUGGAUUGGACUCAACAGCAACCUGACAGGUGGGCAGUACCGCUGGGUGGAUAACUGGCUUCUGAGCUACAGUAAAUGGGCGACAGGAGAGCCCAAAAACAAUUUAGCUUGUGUGUAUAUUGACACAGACGGUGACUGGAAAACCACAACAUGCAGCAGCAUGUAUUUUUCCCUCUGCAAACGCUCCUCAGAUAUUGCCCCCACAGACCCCCCUCAGCUGCCCGGGAACUGCCCUGAGUCAAAGAAACGUAAAACAUGGAUCCCUUUCAGAGGACACUGUUAUGCCUUCAUGAACUCCAUGUCAGACAGCUGGGCUCAUGCAACAGUGGAAUGCAUGAGGAUGGGUGCAUCAUUAGUGAGUAUAGAAGACCCAAUAGAGUCUCAGUUUAUCCAUCAGAAUGUGGAGAUCCUGCAGGAUGGAAGCAAAUCAUUCUGGAUCGGCAUGUACCGCAGUCAUAUGGGUGAUUGGAUGUGGAUCGACAAUAUGGUGGUAGAUUACACAAACUGGAAAAGGCGGAUGCCGAGUGACUACGGCGACUGUGUGGAGGUCCAGUCCAACACUGGGAUGUGGAGUACUGUCAGCUGCAAAGGUUACAGGCCUUAUAUAUGCAAAACUGCGAAAGUUAUACCACCGACAGAGAAAUCAUCAAUUCCACUGCCUGUGGUGAAGGAAGCGCCUCACGGCUCCGCUGGCAUCAUUGCUGGAGUGAUUUUGGUCGUAAUUGCUGUGGUGGGACUCUCCGUAUUUCUGUUCUAUAAGAGAAUCCCUAGGCCUUUCGUUGGAGAGCGUGCGUUUGACAACAGACUCUAUAUCAACUCUGAUCUGACACGCUCUCCAACCACUGUUGAUACAAAGGGACUCGUGGCCAACAUUGAACACAAUGAGCACGCCUAACACAUGAAUCAUGUCAAUUGCACAAGAUAUUUUGAAUUGAUAUAGGAGGAGAAUAUCAUGCAUCUGGAAUUACUAGAUGUGUUACCGCAUGUUCUCAUAAAUAUAUUUCAUAUAUCCAGGUAUAUAAUUUAAUGAAUCCAUGUAUAUGACUCCACUUUUUGUAUAAAGAGAUAAAUCAGACAAUGUAUACAACAAUUGAGUUUUACACUGUCUCUAUGUGGUCUUUGUGGCUGAAGAUGUGUUUGUAGUUGGGAUAAUAUCAUGUCACUAGUGAGUUGAUUAGUUGAUCUCUGUCAGUGUUUGGCACUUUUCUUGGCAUUCUUAAGUUGCUUUAAACUAUUCUUUUGAAUUUAUGCAGCAUGAUGUUGCGCAACAUCAAACAGGAUAUUAUACCACAGUAGUAAGUGAAUUAAACACUUUCUCCCCAAAAGAGUGAGGUGUGAAUGUUUGAGACAUUAAGUGGGUACUAAUAUACAUUUCUUGCCUGAACACCCUCUCGGACUGCCCCCUUCACCCUGUACCCAAAAACCCACAUUGCUAUAGUGAGACUGAUAUCACUAUGGCAACUAGCAACCUAUUAGGAUCGAAGCUGCGAUCUGUAAUCCAUUGAUGCACAAGCGUAAUUCCUCAUAAGAGGGUUUGAUCUGGAAUUCCCUCUUUACUCUCUGCUGUGUCUUUCAUUCUGUAACAUCCUGAUAUUUCAACUGAAAAAAAACAAUUCAUGGUUCAUCUGUGAUUGAAGGUAAGACUGUCUGGUUUGUGGAGAAAUCUGUUAAGAAAGUCUUGAGCAGGGGCGUAGCAGUCAUUUUAAAAGUGGGGGGAACACAGCGGUCAGUAGGUGGCUCGCAGACCCAACACUUACAGUGCAGUAUAUAUUGAUAUAUACUUAUAAGUGUGAUAUAAGUAUAAUAAUAUAUAUGUAUUAUUUACUUUUAAUAUUUGUUGUAUUUUAAAGAUUCAAGUAUUGCAAAUUAGGUGUAUUAGGGCAUGUUGUGGAGCACUUGCUUCUGUUUCACACAUGACAAUAAAAGACUGAA
Molecule: messenger RNA, 5476 nt
Organism: Xyrauchen texanus (razorback sucker)
Lineage: Eukaryota; Metazoa; Chordata; Actinopteri; Cypriniformes; Catostomidae
Gene: mrc1a
Product: mannose receptor, C type 1a
Exons: 31
Coding region: 57-4439 (1460 amino acids)
Molecular function (GO): signaling receptor activity
Source: RefSeq, a predicted model, not a curated record